Molecule: messenger RNA, 2624 nt
Organism: Sphaeramia orbicularis (orbiculate cardinalfish)
Lineage: Eukaryota; Metazoa; Chordata; Actinopteri; Kurtiformes; Apogonidae
Gene: poglut1
Product: protein O-glucosyltransferase 1
Exons: 11
Coding region: 46-1212 (388 amino acids)
Biological process (GO): positive regulation of Notch signaling pathway; protein O-linked glycosylation
Cellular component (GO): endomembrane system
Molecular function (GO): UDP-glucosyltransferase activity; UDP-xylosyltransferase activity
Source: RefSeq, a predicted model, not a curated record
CCGCUUUGUUUCUUCUCCAGACCAAACUGAAGGAUCAGGAGAAAAAUGGAGUGUCUGUGGAUGGUGGGGUUUUUAGUACUGCUGCAAGUGUGGGAUUUCGGUUUGGUCGGAGCAACAGGUAAGAAGUGGAAGAAAAUUAAAGAGAACAUUUCUGAGGGUGUAAAAGCUUAUGUUCCCUGCAACCCUGUCAACUGUAGCUGCCAUCUGAGUGUCCUACAGCAAGAUUUGGGGCCCUUUGAAGGAGGAAUCUCUGAGGAGUUCAUGGCUACUACUGUCCAAAGAGGAGUGGGCACCCACUACCAGAUCAUUGGACAUAAGUUAUACAGAGAACACAACUGUAUGUUCCCUGCUAGGUGCAGUGGGGUGGAGCAUUUCAUCCUGGAGGUGAUUGACCGUCUACCUGACUUAGAAAUGGUAGUAAAUGUCAGAGACUACCCUCAAGUACCCACCUGGGUGCAACCAACCCUACCUGUCUUCUCUUUCAGUAAGACAGCGGAUUAUCAGGACAUCAUGUAUCCUGCAUGGACGUUCUGGGAAGGUGGGCCUGCUGUGUGGCCAAUAUACCCCACUGGACUAGGGAGAUGGGAUCUGAUGAUAGAUGACCUGCAAAAGUCUGCAGCACAGUGGCCGUGGAAGAAGAAAGAGUCCAAGGGAUUUUUCAGAGGUUCCAGAACCAGCCCAGAGCGUGACCCUCUCAUCCUUUUGUCCAGAGAAGCUCCAGAGCUGGUGGAUGCAGAAUACACCAAGAACCAGGCCUGGAAAUCUGAAAGGGAUACACUUGGGAAACCACCAGCCAAAGAAAUUCCACUUGUUGAUCACUGCAAAUACAAAUAUUUGUUCAACUUCAGGGGGGUAGCAGCUAGCUUUCGCUUCAAACAUCUGUUCCUCUGUGGCUCCCUUGUGUUUCAUGUGGGUGAUGAGUGGCAGGAGUUUUUUUACCCACAGCUGAAGCCGUGGGUCCACUACAUACCCAUCAAACAAGACCUCUCUGAUGUCAGGGAGCUUCUUCAGUUUGUUAAAGAGAAUGAUGCCAUUGUGCAGGAGAUCGCUGUCAGGGGUAAGCAGUUCAUCCUCAACCACUUGAAAAUGGAGGAUAUCUCCUGCUACUGGGAGAGACUCCUCACUGAGUUUGGUCAACUUCUCACCUACAAGCCCAAACGAAGGAGCAGCUACAACCAGAUUAUCCACAGACACAGAAAGACGGAGCUAUGAGCGGUUGUGCUGUACCAGGACAGGCGUAGUAUUAGAAUGUAAUUGCUGCACUCGCAUCGUGUGAUUUAUUCAACAGGAGAGCAGUGCUACAGUGCCUAGUGUGCCUCUUCCCGACAAAAAAGGACACUAUAUUUUUAGGUAAUUAAAAAUAACUAGCUAUAAAUGUGGCAUUAUGAGUAUUACAGAAAAAGAUUGAUCUCUUUAGGUCUCGUGUUGUUACUGGAGGAAUGAUUACAGGACAAAUUUCCAAUUUUAUAUCAAGAAAAUUCUACGUCCUUGCAGUACUGUCUCAUUUACCAGCACAUGCUCAACGCAAAUAACCUCGAUUUUAACAUCUCACUUGAAAUUCAAACAAGAUCAUGCACUUUUGUUGACACUGCCAUACCUUUACAUGCCAACACUGAGUAACACAAUGAGGGAAUAUGUUAUCAUUCACGUUGUAGUUUCAUUCAUUUUUUUAGUCUUUAGUGUAUAAAGCUAAAAAUAGUUUUUGAACGUAUUGGAAUUGUUGAAAAGUCAGGCCUCCUGUCAAACUGCUGAUCAGUGCUGCUUUGAUAAAAUUUCAGUUUAUGCAAAAGCAGUUAAUACAGAGGUAGCAGCGAUUCAGUGCCUUUUCAACAACACGACAGGCUGGUUAUGGAUAUGUAGUCAGUUAAUGUAUUGGGAAAAUUGUAUGUGAAUUUGUACAACUGUAAUUUACAUACAAUGUCAUUAUGUGGUUUUAAGUUGUGCCUCACCCUCAAAUCCUGCUCUAAGGUUUCAAACCAAAAUCAGCCCAAAUGCAAAUAAGAGUUAUGGCCCUUUUUUUUUUUUUAUACCAAGUUCAUGUGAUCUAUGUGAUUACAUCUCUGUUUGGGUCUCAGCUGUUACUUUAUAUAGUUGGUCAUUUCAUUGCAGUUUUGCUAUUUGAGUUUCAUUGCACUGCUCUGAGCUAAGUAAUUCAAGAAUCUCCUGUAUGCAACGUACAUGUGUUCUUGUCAUUUCCUAACAACAGCCAUAACCUAUAUAUGUAUAUUUUUUAAUUACAUGUAAGCACAAAAUAAUGACCCAUUCAAAACUUAUUUCCGCACUAAGUGCCAGCAUAUAUCAAGAAUGACUGUUGUAUUAAAUUUUAAAGUGUUGGUGUCAAAGGUUUAUGAAGCAUUUUGUUGCACGAUUGUACCUUUUGAGAGAAAUCUAUUUUGGAAGCAAUAAUAAUAAUAAUGGUGGUGGUGAUGUACAAUGUAUAUAGUGAAUAUGUUGUAAUAUUCACAUUGUCCUGUAAGCAGGCAGGUUUUUCUUAUUUUACCGGAGUAGAAAUGGUACAUCAGUGUUGAUUCGACCAAAAAGCUGUGAUCAUGUGCUUGGUCUGAGUCAUGUUUUCAUCGUUAAUUUCUUUUUUUUUUUUUUUUUUAAUAAACAGUUUGGAUUAU